This is a messenger RNA of Xyrauchen texanus (razorback sucker), 1890 nucleotides long. Its product is annotated as endoglin-like. NCBI's taxonomy places the organism in Eukaryota, Metazoa, Chordata, Actinopteri, Cypriniformes, Catostomidae. The transcript has 15 exons. The record is from RefSeq and is a predicted model, not a curated record. The coding region runs from base 170 to 1744 and encodes 524 amino acids.
CUGGACAAAGUGUCGUUCAGCUGACCACUAAAUGUCUCACUGACCACUGUGCUCAGCGCGAGCGAGGAAGUGUUACGUGGAAUAUUCUGGUCACUCCCAUGAAACAUCAAUCACUAUUAACUAAUACUUUGUUGAGCUGAAUCCAUCAUUAGAGACAUUGUUACCAAACAUGAAGAUCAUCAGGACACUGUUGGCUUUACUGAUGUGCCUUGGAGCUGCAGCUGCAGAUUCCAGCGGAAUCUGUGAACCGAGUUAUAUACCUGGAAACGGCAAUUAUUGGAUCGUCCUAAAGGAAAUGACGACAGGCUGCUCGACAGACUUCGUCACUCAGGACGGGAUGCAAGUUCACAUCCUUAAUCUGCUGUUCUCACCAGACAAUUUAAUGGCAUUCUCCCUCAACGUAACUGCAGCAAAACCCUCCAUUCUGAUCAUCACCUCCACCAGCGCACAAAUCAUCCAUAUCGUACUUUAUUAUAAUCCAGCAGUGAGCUUCUUUGUUACAAAUGGAACUUCAAUACAUUUUCCUGUAAGAGGUCUGGAUAUACAGACACAGGUUGCCCCAUCCACAAAGGGAGAUGCUGAACUUCUGCAAUGGGCAACAGAUGAGUUUGGAGGGGUCACAUCCUUUACCACUGUGCGAGACCCCAAAACCAUCACUUUCACAGGCAUGAAGGGUUCACAUCUAGCCUCCAGUUGUGAGCUCAAGUCGGAGCUGCCAGCAGAAAAAGACUUGAUUGAGCUGGACGUGGACACAUCAUAUAACAAACUGAAAUUUUGUUAUAUGGAGGAUUCUGGAGAAGAAGUGCACAUUAUCAGUAUUCCAGAUGAUUUCAGAAUAAGGCAUGUUUCUGUGCAUUUGCCGCAAGACUCUAAAGUGCUCUUGAGAGGUCCACCACACACUGAGUGGACAAUCCAUGCAAAAUCUGUCAUCAAAAUACUGUCUAAUAAUCAAGUAUUCGUCAAUAACCUGCCGAUGAAUCGGACGAUUGCGAUCUCAGAUGAUGCUGCAGACAUCAUGCAGAAGGUCUUUUCAAACUUCAACAGCAAAUCAGUCACCAGUUACUCUGAGAUCCGUCUGAACAUCUCUGCAGUCCAGCUGUGGAUUAGAAGUUACAUGAGCUGGACAGUUCCAUCAAGAGUAUCAGAAGAUGAGGACACCACCUCAGCUCCCAGUUCUUCAUUGGUUCCUGUUCAGAUGCAGCUGUUCUUGUCUCCAGACUAUAAAUCACCUCUGGAUCCCAGCAGCAAAGUUUACAGUGACAAGAUGGUCUAUGCAGAGAUCUCUUAUCACACGUUUGGAGAGAUCUACUUCAACAUUAAAGUGAGUAGCUGUCAAGUGCGCUCUAUGACACUGGAGAAGAACAUGCCUUUUAAAGAGGAGACAUGUGUCGGAAAAGACUGUCCCAAGAGACUUAGUUUCUCCUUCGAGCUGAUUCAAGAUCUUCCGUCCACCUCGUGGGAACUGGAGUGUGCAGUUCAUCUCUGUUACGAUGGGAUCGAGUUUUGUCAGAAAGAAACUGUCAAGAGGAACUUGCAGGUCAUCAAGUCAUAUAUACCAAGCACAAAUCGAUGUUUUGAGUUUGGACUCUCGGCGGUUCUGGGAAUCGCGUUUGGAGGAUUCAUGAUCGGAGUUCUGCUCACCGGAGCUCUAUGGUUCAUUAAAAUACGCACAGCUUAUGAGGGAAGAGUUGGAGAGAGCAGAUGUAACAAGCCGCGAGAUGAUUUGCCACUAGAAAUAAGAUGAAACAGUCAUGCAGCGUCAUUGAGAUCAACCACAGCCGACCUCUCAGUUCUCUCGAUAUCAGGAUGCCCGUGUGGUCUGACCAAACAUCAACCCGUGCCCACCCACCCAUCACCCUCUGAGAACAGUAGUGCCAAUGCCAGCAUUGG